Pteronotus mesoamericanus is the source of this 1344-nucleotide messenger RNA. RefSeq names its product elongation factor for RNA polymerase II 3 (gene ELL3). The record is from RefSeq and is a predicted model, not a curated record. The coding region runs from base 1 to 1188 and encodes 395 amino acids. NCBI's taxonomy places the organism in Eukaryota, Metazoa, Chordata, Mammalia, Chiroptera, Mormoopidae. Gene Ontology annotation, cellular component: transcription elongation factor complex. Gene Ontology annotation, biological process: positive regulation of transcription elongation by RNA polymerase II; snRNA transcription by RNA polymerase II; transcription elongation by RNA polymerase II. Gene Ontology annotation, molecular function: cis-regulatory region sequence-specific DNA binding. The transcript is spliced from 11 exons.
AUGGCGGGACCCCAAGAGUUUCUGAGUGGGAAGCUCCGGCUCUGCUUCACCCCAGCUGCCCGGACCAGCCUCCUGCUGCUCAGGCUCAACGACGCGGCGCUGCGGGCGCUGCAAGAGUGUCAGCGUCAACAGGUUCGGCCAGUGAUCGCUUUCCAAGGCAACCGAGGGUAUCUGAGGCUCCCAGGCCCUGGCUGCUCCUGCCUCUUCUCCUUCAUAGUGUCCCAGUGUGGCCAGGAGGGCCCUCGUGGUGGCUUGGAUCUUGUGUGCCAACACUUAGGCAGAUCCAGGCCUAACCGCCUCCACUGCCUGGGCCCACUCAGGGAGCGCCUCACUAUUUGGGCAGCCAUGGAUUCUAUCCCAGCCCCAUCUUCAGUUCAGAGAUACAGCCUGACUGAAGAUGCCAGAGAUCCUCAGAAUUGGCAGAACAUAGGAGACUAUUCUGGAAAUGCAGCUUCACAGCCACUGAUGGUACUAGAAGAGGUGCCAGAUCCACGGGCAAGUAGCCAAGAACAGUCACUCCCAGGAUCCUCAAGGGAACACAUGGCACAGUGGGAAGUGAGGAGCCAGACCCAUCGUCCAAACAGAGUGCUUGAUCAGGCACUGCCUUCCUCUGCUAGCCAGAAACAUCUGGACAAGAAGCGUCCAGCGCCUGCAGCUACUAUAGAACUAAAAGAAAAGAGGCUCAGAACUCUGCGUUCAGCUCCAAGUCCUCUACAAGAGCUGCCCAGUCAGGACCUACAAGACAGAGACUGGGAGCAAGAAGAUAAACAUGAAGACAUGAGCCUCAGGCUUGAGCACAGCCCCUCAGCUCAAGCAGACUUGGAAUCCCGAAGCCCUGAAGAGGUACCCGAUUACCUCCUGCAAUAUGGGGCCAUCCACAGUGCAGAGCAGCAACAUGCUUAUGAGAAGGAUUUUGAGACAGAUUAUGUUGAAUACCGCAUUCUGCAUGCUCGAGUUGGGGCUGCAAGCCAAAGGUUCAUAGAGCUGGGAGCAGAAAUCAAGAGAGUUCAGCGAGGAACUCCAGAACACAAGGUGCUGGAAGAAAAGAUAGUCCAGGAAUAUAAAAAGUUCAGGAAGCGGUACCCAGGUUACAGGGAAGAAAAGCGUCGCUGUGAGUACCUGCAUCAGAAACUGUCCCACAUUAAAGGUCUCAUCCUGGAGUUUGAGGAAAAGAACAGGGGCAGCUGAAGCAGUCAGAGGGCUUUUGACCUUCUGCCCGGUGAUAUGAAGGAACAAAGCAGCUAUAAACAUAUAUAAGAUUGCAACUGCUUUUGGUUAUUGCUGAGUCCAUGGUGCAGUAGGAGAGCUGCUUUAGGUUAAGGCUUUAUUGUCAUUGUUGCCAUA